Messenger RNA from Paecilomyces variotii, 2105 nucleotides. RefSeq lists its product as hypothetical. The record is from RefSeq and is a predicted model, not a curated record. Lineage: Eukaryota; Fungi; Ascomycota; Eurotiomycetes; Eurotiales; Thermoascaceae. Gene Ontology annotation, cellular component: SWI/SNF complex; nucleus. Gene Ontology annotation, biological process: regulation of transcription by RNA polymerase II. The transcript is spliced from 3 exons. Bases 144 to 1667 code for a protein of 507 amino acids.
UUCAAACUCGCGCAAGAACCAUCGGCGAACCAGACCGACUCAACAACUCAGAGUUUCGAUAAGGACCGCGCUUGAGGAACAAAGAGCUCCACGGACCACGACCCGGUCGUUUUGCGGGCUUGGAUUACCCGCUUGUGACCAGCAUGAACGCUCCAAUUCCCCCCAACUAUGCCCGGGCCUAUCCUCAGGCCGCGCAGCACUCCCCUGCCACGCCUCGUCGCGGUGCCCCAGGCCCAGCACCAGUGAUGCCCGUGCCACUACCACCGCAGGCAGUCCCCAACCCUCAACUCCUUGCCGCUCAGCGCACCAUGGCGCAGUCGAACGAUGCGGCCUUGCGACGGAGCCGGAAGCCGACAGAUAAGAAUAUCCCCGAUGGCGUCGAAGAGGUGAUUAUUGGGGAGGGCGUGCAGCAGUACAAGAGCCUGCGCGAGGUUGAGAAGCGGCUCGACGCUGCCAUGGUCCGUAAGAGGCUGGACAUCCAAGACUCGAUCAGCAGAACGGUGAAAAGAUACAGAACUCUGCGUGUCUGGAUUACAAACACUGUGGAGAAUCAACCAUGGCAGAAGGACGAGCAGAAUGGAGCCAAUCCGGGUUCCGGUCGCUAUAAGGUGAAAAUUGAAGGCAGACUGCUCGAUGAUGAUAGUGAUCCUACGGUUCCUGAUGAGAGCGAUGACGAGGGAGGGGAGGACCAGAACGGUGACGCCAUGGAGCAGGAUGGACAGGAGGGCACGAAGGACAAGAAGCCCGCCUCCAAGCGACCACGGCCGCGUCUGUCGCAUUUCUUCAAGACUAUCACCAUUGAUUUUGACAAGGCGCCAUCCGCAAAGCCAGAGGAGGUCAAGCCCAUCACCUGGAAUAAGCCUCAGCUACCACCAAACGCGACAUCUUUGCCUCCCACCGCCGACUUUGACUCGUUGCAAUUUUCGCGGGCAUCGCAGGAGAAUCUCAACGUGACCAUUAGCCUGGUCCGCGACGAGACCCCGGAACGGUACAAGCUGAGCAAGGAGCUUGCAGAGGUUCUCGACACAGAAGAGGAGGCGCGAAGUGGUAUCGUCCUCGGUAUCUGGGACUAUAUCCGUGCAAUGGGACUGCAAGAAGACGAGGAGAAGCGACAAGUCCGUUGUGAUCACCGUCUGCGUUCGAUCUUUGGUCGUGACCAGAUGUUCUUCCCUCAGAUCCCUGAAAGCACCAGCGCCCACACCAGCCCGAUGGAGCCCAUCAAGCUUUCCUACACGAUCCGCGUGGACCAGGAUUUCCACAAGGACCCUAAGCCCACCGUCUACGACAUCCGCGUCGCCGUGGAAGACCCUCUGCGCCAGAAGAUGAUCGCCUUGACGUCUAACCCACAAUACGCGGCCUCUAUCAGGCAGAUCAACGCCCUUGACGACCAACUCUCGCUGGUCACCCAGGCCCUUACACACUCCAAGGCCAAGCAUGCGUUCUACACCGCUCUCAGCAAGGACCCAGCCACCUUCAUCUGUCGCUGGCUCAACUCCCAGCGCAGGGACCUCGAGACCAUUCUUGGCGAAGCGACUCGUGGCGGCGGCGAGGAUGGCUCUGGCCCCGAGUUCCGACGAGGUGGUACCAGCAGCGUCUGGGAGACACCCGUCGCUCGUGAAGCGGUUCGCUACAUGCUAGCCAAGCCAGAUGCUGCUGCCGCUAGAUAGACGCAAAACACAGGAGAGUUAGUUCGAUCCUGAUUCAGAGUAAAGACAAAAACGAGAGGAAAAAAGAAAAGAUACAACUAAAGAAAAAAAAAGCAGAGACGACGGUUAAUCGAGGCGCUUGGUGGGGUUUUCUUUUUAUUUAUUCUUCAAACCGUGCUGUUCUCUUUUUUAACGUAUUGACCCGGUGUUCUGCGGUUCGGUUUAUCUCUUUUCUUUUCUGACCCUUGUUUGUUUCGCAGGGAGUGGAUGUCGCUCAUGGAUGGAUGAAUGGGUUUGAUUGAUUGACUGCUUGGUUGAUAGGCAGGAUUUGUAUUCAAUGUAAACUAAACUAAGCUCCUGGAUUCCUAUCGAUUCAUGGUCUUGUUCGAUAAGUCAUUUUUAUGUGUCCUUUUCUGGUCAAGGAAAGUAAGAGAUAUGUUUUUGCUAAGAACCUUUACG